Messenger RNA from Aureobasidium subglaciale EXF-2481, 4519 nucleotides. RefSeq lists its product as uncharacterized. NCBI's taxonomy places the organism in Eukaryota, Fungi, Ascomycota, Dothideomycetes, Dothideales, Saccotheciaceae. The coding region runs from base 309 to 4286 and encodes 1325 amino acids. The transcript is spliced from 3 exons. The record is from RefSeq and is a predicted model, not a curated record. Gene Ontology annotation, molecular function: RNA binding; protein binding. Gene Ontology annotation, biological process: RNA processing.
ACUGCGACUCCCUCGCUUCUCCCUCCGACUUUCUAGAAGUUGAAGAGCCUCAGACGUCCCCGCUUUGAACCUUCUCGUCGGAUUCUGCAUCCGUUGUCCGCCAACUGCUAUCCACCCUGUUCGUCCACUUUGUUGUUUGCCUGACAGCCGGAGCCACUUCCAUCCAAAGCGGAUCGCGAGUCCUUUAGUCUUACCAUUCCCCUUGCCCCAUUUAAGUCGUCUUCGCCUUCUUUAAGCUAGUGUGGGCAAUCGUUUUUGUUUUUUUCUACAAUUCUCAUCAUAUUGUCGGAGCCGCAUUCGCAUUUGCCAUGGAUAUCAAUGACUUGUUGUCGCCAUCAGAAUCGCCUGUUAAACAACAAGCUUCAGCACAGUCGCGUUCCGCAUCGCCCGUCAGAUCAAGAGCCCAGCCACGUCCUGGUGGUAGACGCACUGCAUCCGGACUCAGCAAUGAAAUCUCCAUGACCUCGCCGCCGUCGGAGGCCCCACGUUCGGCGCCUGCGCUAGGACAGGAUUUCACCAACCAACAUCAAAGAAAUGCAUAUGCCUCGUCAUAUAAUGGCGCGCAGGACAUGAGAGGCUUCAGAAGCAAUCUGGACAAUCCCGAAAUGAGAGGCUCUUACGGAGCGUCGCAAGCUCAUCGACCAUCGCUUCAGUACGUCUCCGGCCGGCAUUCGUCAACGCCGCAGAUGGAGACUUUGGCAGAUCUUGCUUCGAUGCAGCAUCACCAAUUACAAAGACAACACUCCUUGGUCGAUUCACAUUUGCCAUCAAUUAACCGACGAACCAGCUUUGCGCCACCACUCGCCCGCUCUGCUCUUUCUUCUACGCAAGUCGCCAUGGCCGAGGCUCCAGCACAAACGCCCGAGCCACGCGCCUUUACGGCUGCUUCACUGACGGAGCAAGAAAUUCAGACAACUACCGAAUUGGUCAAAUAUCUGGCCGAAAACUCCUACGCUUACGACUCUCAUGUACAACUUAUUAAUCUCCUCCAUAAAGGAUUUGUCGCCCAUGUCUACGGUACUUCGGACGUGGUCAUCAACGACCCGAGGGACUACAACCUCCUGCCUGAUAUGCGACAAGCACGUGAGGCUAUGGACUCCCGGUUUGCUGUUGGUGAAGAUAUCUGGAAGGACUGGAUCAACGACGAAGCCCUCUUAGCUCGCCAAAGCGAAGAACGCGUUGCCGUGAUGGACCUGUGCCAGAAGGCUGUGCAGGACGAACCGACCAGUGUUACGUUAUGGUGUAUCUACGGUGAAUGGGUCAUGCAGACUUACUCCAUCGCCAAUGGCUUCACUGAAGGUGACCCUGAUGUCUGGACGGAAAUCGACAAGGAGAUUUGCAAGGAGGUGUUCAGUCGCGAUAUCUGCAUGAGUGUUUGGGAAAGAGCCGUGGAGGCCACAGCGUGGCGCAUAGACGAAAGCCAUCGUGUAUGGGACCGAUACAUCGACCUUAUGCUCCAGGAGUUUCCGGAAAACCCAUCUUCUCAAGCAAUUGAGCACAUCAACAACAUCUUCAUGAGUCGUCUUCAGACUCCUCAUGCAAAUUGGUCCGAAACUUCGUCCAAGUUCUGGCCCAUCGUCUCGAAGUUCAACGCGAGCAACUGGGAAGAGAUAAUGGCGGCCACCAACGAGAUGGCUGCUCCCGCUAAGCAACAAUUAGCGCUCCGGGAGUCACACGAGCUGAAUCUCCAGCGAGCAACCGAAUCUGGUGACAGUGUAGCCCUCUACAACGCAUUCACAGAAUAUCUUCUCUGGGACCGCAAGAACAAACGUCGCUCCCCUUUCGAUUUUGAGCUUCGAUGUUCUUUAUAUGAGAGAGCACUGCUACGCUUCCCUACGGUCAUCGAGUGGUGGCUCGAUCUCGCUGACUUCGUGUUGAAGACCAACUCUAGCAGUCCGGUCAUUCUGACAAUAUUAGAAAGAGCCACCAGACAUUGCCCAUGGUCCGGCGACCUGUGGUCGAGACGUGUCCUACGCGCCGAAGUAGACAGACUUCCGUACGACGAAGUCGAGCAAGUCAAGCACAAGGCUACAAAUAGUGGUCUGCUUGAUAUUGGUGGAAUGGAAGAAGUCCUCAAGGUGUAUUCCUCAUGGUGUGGUUACCUUCGCCGUAGAGCCUUUGCGCCGGAUAACACUGAUGAUGAGAUCGAUAUGGCUGACAUGGGCAUCACCGGUACUCUCGAGGAUGCCACUGUUGCUGGCAAAAAGAUCUACGGCGGUGACUACAAAGGCGAUCCUUUAUUCCGCCUAGAGAAAAUCCGUGUCAAGUUCCUGCUAGAAGCUCGACGUUACCAGGACGCCAGAACGGUGUAUGAGCGCUUGAUGCCGACUCAUGCCGCCAGUGCAGAUUUUUGGCUUGCUUUCUACAAGUUCGAGAUCUUGGUAUGGGCUCACGAUCGAAUGUCUGAUACAGUCCGCAUCGAGACCCACGAGACAGCGCCCCGAAGAGCUACUGCUGUGCUUCGAGAAGCUUUGAACCAAAGAAAUUUGGACUGGCCCGAGAAGAUCCUGGAAGUGUGGGUGAAUCAUUUCCAUCAGCACGAAUCUCCCGAAGCUUUGCAAGAGGCACAGGCAGAUGCUCGUACCGCACAGUUCUUCCUUACUCAAAGACGAGCUAGAGAAGCAGCCGAUGCUGCAGCGGUGGCCGCCGAAGCACAACCUCAGCCGACCAAUCUUGGAACCAUCUCCGAAGAGGAGUCGACAACAUCUAAGAGAAAGCGCGAGAACGAAUCGGAGCAAGAGGCCGAGGAUGUUGUCAAGAGAAACAAAACCGGAGAGGAUUCAACUAAGCCUCCAUUCCACGAAUCAUCAGCUUCGGCCUCGGCUCAGAUCAAACGCGAUAGAGAGCACAACACAAUCACUGUCAAAGAUCUACCAAGCGAUGUUACGGAGAUUCGUAUACGACAGUUCUUUGCCGAUUGCGGAAACAUUCUUUCUGUUGGCAUAGUAGCUGACGAUAAUGCAAUGACCGCACAUGCCACCAUUGAAUUUGAGACUGAAGAAGAUACACUCUCUGCCAAGACUAGAGACGGAAAGUCUUUCGAUGGAAACACUAUUCGCAUACAAUCGGGAACCCUUUCGACUCUCUACGUGACCAACUACCCCGCUGAUUGGGACGAAGUCAAGGUCCGUGAGAUGUUCCAGGAUUUCGGUACCAUUGUCAGCGUUCGUCUGCCUUCUCUCAAAUACAAUCAGCGACGUCGCUUCUGUUAUGUGCAAUUCCUUACGCAGGAAGAAGCUCGUGCCGCAACAGCGAUGAACAACAAGGCUCUUGAUGGUCAACAUCGUCUCGUUGCUCUGAUCUCUGACCCUGGUGCAAAGAAGGAGCGUUCUGGCGCUGUCACGGAAGGUCGUGAGUUGCACGUUGCCAACAUUGAUCGCAAUGCCACCGAGACGGAGAUUCGCGAGCUAUUCCAGCAGCACGGUACUGUUGAGGGUAUUCGCAUGAUCAAGAACGUAGGACAAAAGUUUAUCGGAACUGCGUUUAUCAUCUUCUCGAAAGCAGAAGAGGCCGAUGCGGCAAUGGUGCUCAAUAACAAGCCAUUGUUGACUCGCCUUUUGCGUGUCAGUCACGCGACAGACAAGAGCUCGGCAAAGAAGGACACUGCGACCACUGUUGUUCAGCAAACCACAAGUGGCUCGCCUGCACCCGAGGGUGGUCAGAACGGUUCUACUGAGGCGACCAACGGACGUGGUGAGCUCGCUGCACCCACUGGCGAGCUCAAUGAGGAGACAGCAAAGACAAAACGCGAGCGCACCGUGGCCCUGCUCAACCUUCCCGACACAGUCAACGACGCACGCAUCCAAUCUUUCCUCCAAACCUUCGGUCCUCUCCGCAAAAUUACGGUCCGUCGCGACAAAGCAGGCGCAAUGAUCGAAUUUGUAAACCUCCAAGACGCCGCUAAAGUCAGCAUGGGAGUUGACUGCAGCCCCCUCGGCCCAGAAGUACGCAUCGGCACAGUCGAACAACUCCUCUACAAGUCCAAAGCUAAAGACCCUGUCGAGCCUAAACCAGCCACUUCUUUCAAACCUGCUCAGGCUGGUAUCUCCAGACCUGUUCAGAGAGGCGGCCAAGGCAGACGUGGUGGAUUGGGCUUCAAGCGUGGUGGUCUUUCUGCUGGCUCUGGAGUUGCAAAGUCGUCGGAGGGGGGGCAAGACAAGACUAUGAGUGGUACAGACGAGACCGAGGCCAAAGUAAAAAGCAACGAUGAUUUUAGAGCAUUAUUCAACAAGGGCAAGGAGGCCAACACUACCGCCGAGGAGAAGAAGGAGGAGACGCAAAAGUAGUGAGCCACAAAAGGCAUGAACAAAAAGGGGACGACAAGACAGCGGUCGAAAGUUUUUUAAUAAAUGGGGAAAAAGGGUGUGACCUUUAAUAUUCAAGCAAUUACCAAAGAAACGAAAGAAAACUUGUAUCUUCUAAUAAAUUGCUUAACAUGUACGACUUUCUCUGGUAUCUGGAAACUGUCUAUCUAAGAUUUCUGAGAAAAAGGGGAGAAAAAACAAUGAUAUGUUUGGGA